GCGCAAGCGUGUCACAGGACCAUUUCCUGGAAGCGCACUAAGCCCAGCUCACAUUAACUGGGGCCGAGGUGGAGGGGAAUUGUUUUAAUUAUGGCCACGUCGCACGUUCGAGGGGAUCCGGAAGGCAAAACUGCCAUCACUGUGCUGAAGCGGGCGGUGGAACUAGAUUCGGAGUCCCGGUACCAGCAGGCAUUAGUGUGUUACCAAGAAGGGAUUGAUCUGCUUAUACAGGUUCGGAAAGGCACCCAGGAUCACACUAAGAGAUGUUAUCUCAGAGAAAAAAUUACUCACUACAUGGAUAGAGCAGAAGACAUAAAGAAAUACUUGGAUCAAGUAAAAGAAGAUGGAAAAUAUCACAAACAAAUUAAGAUAGAAGAGAAUGCAACAGGUUUUGGUUAUGAGUCACUUUUUAAAGAAUACCUUAAUGAGACAGUCACAGAAGUUUGGAUAGAAGACCCUUACAUUAGACAAACUCAUCAGCUAUAUAACUUCCUUCGAUUUUGUGAGAUGCUUAUUAAGAAACCAUGUAAAGUAAAAACGAUUCAUCUUCUCACCUCUCUGGAUAAAGGGUUUGGGAAAGUACAACAAAGUAGCCUGGAAGAAAUAAAAGAGUCACUCAGGAAUCAUGGAGUGCUGUUGGAAAUAGAAUAUUCUUCUUCAAUACAUGACCGAGAAAUUAGGUUCAACAAUGGAUGGAUGAUUAAGAUUGGAAGAGGACUUGAUUACUUUAAGCAUCCACAGGGUCGUUUUUCCCUCGGAUAUUGUGAUUUUGAUUUAAGACCAUGUCAUGAGACAACAGUUGACAUUUUUCAUAACAAGCACACACGAAAAAUAUGAUCAUGGAAGCCUAAUUCAUACUUCAUAUUUCUACUUUAAAUGCUGUCUUAUUCCAUUUUCUGUUGCUAUAAUGGAAUACCACAUAUUGGCUAAUGUAAAAAAUAGAAGUUGAUUUAGCUCACAGUUUUAGAGGCUGGAAGUCUUCAGAGGACAGUGUUGGCAUCUGGUGCAGGCCUUCUUUCUGCUUUGUAUGUGACAGACGGCAUCAUGGGAGAAAUGCAGGCUACCCAGAGAGAGCUCAGUUUUAUAACAAAGUCACUUCUGGGAAGCAGAGCUGGUCAUAUUUCAGAAGUCCCACUUAAAAUUGCUAUUUUGAGGACCAAGUUUCCAACACAUGAACUUUUUUUUUUUGUUUCUUUUUUGGUACCGGGGAUCGAACUCUGGACCUUGCUUGUGAGGCAGGCGCUGGAACCACUGAGCUAAAUCCCCGGUCCAAACACGUGAACUUUUUUUUUUUUU
This is a messenger RNA of Heterocephalus glaber (naked mole-rat), 1296 nucleotides long. RefSeq names its product microtubule interacting and trafficking domain containing 1 (gene Mitd1). Lineage: Eukaryota; Metazoa; Chordata; Mammalia; Rodentia; Bathyergidae. The record is from RefSeq and is a predicted model, not a curated record. Gene Ontology annotation, biological process: midbody abscission. Gene Ontology annotation, cellular component: midbody.